UACAAGUUCACCUACAUGUGACCCUACCGACCAGAUAGAAGAUAAACCUCUCAACUUUAUCAGGUUUUAGGAAAGACUCCAACUUUCCCCCUUCUUCCUUCUUUGGCUCUGCAAACUUUCCUUUCCAUAAUUAUCAGUCAUUCGACACAACUUUAGCUAGCUUGAGCAGACGAGAAAGGCUAGAAACUGUAUGUAGCUAUGGCAAGCGUGAUCAUAUCCCCAACCUUCUCUGUCAACAGAAGCAGCAGAGAUUGUAAAAUCUUGAAAAAUACUAUUCGGCAAUGUCAAGGUAUAAAGGCGAUGCACAUCGAGAAGCCUCUUGAGGAGUUGUACAACGUAAGGGUGGAAAGGAAAGUGUCACGAGAUAGACUGGCAGAGCUUGGGGUUUCAAAAUGGUCAGUGUGGAAGACUGACAAGUGCAAAUUGCCCUGGGACUGGCAGGUGGACCAGUUAGUUUACAUUGAGGAAGGAGAGGUGAGGGUAGUUCCUGAAGGGAGCAAAAAAUACAUGCGAUUUGUUGCAGGAGACCUUGUUCGCUACCCAAAGUGGUUUGAGGCUGACCUCUUUUUCAAUGCUCCAUACCAAGAGCGAUAUAGUUUCCGAGCUUAUGGUGAUGACCACUAAUCCUUUUCUGUGUACUUCAUUGAGGAAUGCAAUGCUUGUUUCUUUGUGUUGGCUUCAAAGGCAUCCAUUUUAGAAUAGAAAUAUGAACUCAACAUCUGCCAUUUGGAACGCUAAUGUAAAAUGAUCAAAAUAUCAUCUCAUGAUUUUUCAGUUA
This is a messenger RNA of Populus trichocarpa (black cottonwood), 778 nucleotides long. RefSeq lists its product as uncharacterized. NCBI's taxonomy places the organism in Eukaryota, Viridiplantae, Streptophyta, Magnoliopsida, Malpighiales, Salicaceae. The transcript has 2 exons. The record is from RefSeq and is a predicted model, not a curated record. Bases 199 to 624 code for a protein of 141 amino acids.